GUCCAUAAUAGGCAGAUCAUGUUAUCUAUCACAACUCCAACGCCCCAGACACCCCCGAUCGACUCCUCCGCCCUACCUACGCACAGACUCCAUGCCCCAAGAUCUCCGCGCAAACUCAAUCGAUAUACGACGCCACCCUAUCCAAGGUGUAGAAUAUGAGAACAAACAGGGAAAAACGAAGCAGGAAAAUAGCACAAAGCUUGGGCAAACGAUUCUCCGCGCCACCCCACCAGGAUUUACCUCUCGAUCAGUGGCGUCGCAAGGCCACGAAGAAAGCAAAUCUUGUGGAACACGGACGGGCAGACCCGAGGGGGUGGAUGUCAAAAAGCGUACUCAACAGAGGUCUCGAAGAGCUGUAUGCGGCCUCUGGCUGGCCCUCUCAAGUCUGGAGAGUUUGGAGGGCUGGCGUUAGUUUGUCAGGACCGGUACAUCGGCAGCCUUGGUUGCGUUGUACAUGCCCAAGAUUGCUUGUACCUCCCAGAUAAAAAGACGGGGGAGCUGCAUGGGAUCGCACCGCUUGUGUAUUUGACAUCAACACGCGUUAUCGUCAAAGCUUCAAGCCUUGCCGUGAAGUUCGAGAACGUAUGACGUAAAUCAAGGGUGGUUCAAAGGUCAACACACUCACGUAAAAAGAGAGAAAACCAGACACGCAUAGCUCGGCGGCCAUACUCAUAUACUAAGCUUUCCAAAAGUUGGAAAGAUCACUGCACACCCAGAGUUCGAUGUGAAGAGCAAACUCGAGUUGAGGCUAAAGAGAAUGUCGACUAGCACUGGUUCCUAUCACCGAGCGCGAUUCCUCUCAAAUCAUCGCAUCGUGGUCCUUUUCCUCUUGUUCAAAAACAUUUCAGGGCUCAACUAUGCUUCUCGCGAAGCGUUUGGAAUACUGUCGAUGUGUAUUGGAGGUUGUGCUGCCACGCUGUGUGAUAUUGUAAGUCACUGGCAUGACCACGUGCUGCAUCCUCAGUGCGUAUUAUGUCCAUUACCACAGAAUCGGAGAUAAUCCAAGAGGCAAGGCAGAGUUCCAAGGCUUCCGGAGAUGAAACCAACAAGAUACAGACCACUUGUAUGUAACUACAUAUCUGCGAUCAAUGACUUAUGAGAAUCCAUCACAGAGAAACGUGUGGGCUUAAUUAGGCAAGAAAAAUUUUUGAAUCGAUUGAACAUUCGCAGCCAAUAUCGUUUUCAAAACAAAGGGGCCAUCUGGUUGCAAUUCACAGUUGGUGCAUCCUCCGGAGUUUCCCACUCCGGUCGAGGAGCCGGGAACCCCUCGUGUUCUGGGUAAAGAGUCUCGUUCGUCUACCUUUGCCAGAUGAGGAACGAUAGGAGACUUGUGUGAUCGUAUCCUAAAUUAACUAUCGGUCUGUGGCUUCGCAAUUUUCCUUGAAACAAAGAUUGUUUUUCUUUUUUCUUUUUCAUGAAGAAUCAAAAAUAUCAUCACAACGCCCCUUGCACACCGGCGGUGGCGAGACAAGGUCCUUCAGCACAGCUGGGGUAGAGUGGAUGUUGGAACUGUUUUUUUGUGACGAGAAAUCCAGCUCCAUGGACCUCCGUGGAGAAAUUGUCUGGAGAGCCGCGCGGGAUGACAGAGGAUGAUACUCCAUGUCGAGUGUUCAGUGAUUGUUUCGCUUCUUUGCAAGAUACCUCGACCAUCCCUUGUCGAGUCCAGAGCAGGCCAGGCAAACCGUUGGGCAUCCUGCGGGAUAAGGGAGGAUAUUCAAGGCAACGAGCGGGGGGAGUGGGAUGCGAGCGAGGACCCCAGGAGGAGAGUGAUGGCGAGAAUACAC
Molecule: messenger RNA, 1784 nt
Organism: Coccidioides immitis RS
Lineage: Eukaryota; Fungi; Ascomycota; Eurotiomycetes; Onygenales; Onygenaceae
Exons: 3
Coding region: 156-485 (109 amino acids)
Source: RefSeq, a predicted model, not a curated record